Molecule: messenger RNA, 776 nt
Organism: Melanaphis sacchari
Lineage: Eukaryota; Metazoa; Arthropoda; Insecta; Hemiptera; Aphididae
Product: repetitive proline-rich cell wall protein 1-like
Exons: 2
Coding region: 73-657 (194 amino acids)
Source: RefSeq, a predicted model, not a curated record
AGCUCUCGAUUAGUUAGUAUAGUGAUUAUUUUAAAAUUUUUCUAUCUAUACCAACUCUAAAUCUACAACAACAUGAUGAAAUCUUUAAUUAUCAUGAUGAUCGUCGUGUCUGUGGCCGUAGCCGACGAAAAGGCGACAACCAAACAGGAUAAGCGUCAAAUAUCUUCAUACAACGGUGGUACUGCUGCAACAAUUGCACAACCGUUACAAACGCCACAACCGACACCUGGUGCAGUAGCAAUCAAUAAUGUACCUUCGUACCAACCAAGUUAUUUACCGACUUGUGUGGUACAACCAUACGGCAAUAGCAUUUUUACCAAUCCAUCGGUACCCGCAUAUCAGCCCCCGUACUAUAACGGGCCCACUGAGUCAUUUGUACCUCAAUACCAGCCGCAGCAAUAUCCAAUCGCUUAUCAGCCACCGCAAUAUCCGAUCGCUUAUCAACCAACGCAGUACCCGAUCGCUUAUCAGCCACCACAAUAUCCGAUCGCUUAUCAGCCGUCACAAUAUCCGGCCACUUACCAGCCGCCGCAAUAUCCGGCCACGUAUCAGCCGCAACAGCCCACCCAGAGUCCAGCGCCGUACUCGUACAGUUACUUCACUUCGGCGGCCAACAAUGCCAACAAUAACGCACAGUUGUCCUCCACUAAGAAGUAGUACGUGUUUUUAAACCCGAGGAGAAUAUGCCCAAAUUUUUAACGCUGUUAUAAUUAUAUAGGUAACAUGUAUAUUUCUGUCAAAAUAUAAAUCAUAAUAAACGCAGACUUUUACGAGAA